AUGGGUUGUUCAUCAAGUGUUUCUUCAUCGCAACCAGUUCACAGAACGAACAAUAUACAAUCAUCGUAUGAUACAAGAGGUACGAUCGUUGUAUAUGGCAUGAUACAAUCGCCUGCUACUCAACGUAUAUUGGCUACGUUGAUAGAAAAAGGUCUCAAAUUUCAAUUGAAAGUUAUCAAUCUAAAGGCCGGUGAAAAUCUGAGUCGUUCCUAUUUGGAAAAACAACCAUUUGGUACCAUUCCAGCACUUGAUGAUGUCGAUGGCUUUACAAUCUAUGAAUCUCGUGCGAUUAGUCGGUAUUUAGAAAUGAAAUACAAAGACAAAGGUACCGAAUUGAUUCCAAAAGGCAACAUAAAAGUCGAAGGACUUUUUGAACAAGCUGCAUCAAUUGAAUUGUCUUAUUUUGAUUCAUAUGCUAAUGGUAUUGUCACCGAACGAAUAUUCAAAAAGAUGCGAGGUGGUGAGCCAGAUAUGAAUAAAGUAGCAGAACUACGGCGAGAUUUGGCUAAAAAUUUAGAUGUUUACGAUCAAAUUUUGUCAACGCAAUCAUAUCUGGCCGGAAAUAUGUUUACUCUUGCUGAUUUAUUCCACUUGCCAUUGGGUUCACUGCUUCUAAAAUGUGGUGAAGGUGAACUAUUCGAAUCUCGAUCACAUGUCAAGCAAUGGUGGAAUAAGAUUUCAACGCGACAGGCAUGGAAAACUGUUCAAGCAAUGGCGUAA
Rotaria sordida is the source of this 720-nucleotide messenger RNA. The record is from the annotation of a GenBank genome assembly. NCBI's taxonomy places the organism in Eukaryota, Metazoa, Rotifera, Eurotatoria, Philodinida, Philodinidae.